Messenger RNA from Marchantia polymorpha subsp. ruderalis, 2645 nucleotides. The record is from the annotation of a GenBank genome assembly. NCBI's taxonomy places the organism in Eukaryota, Viridiplantae, Streptophyta, Marchantiopsida, Marchantiales, Marchantiaceae.
AUUGAGUUCCAUGACAAGAUGAUAAUGUCACAGUCGGUCCUCUUGAAACAAGCGAUGGCUUGUCAAGGCUCUGUUCAGUUGGUUGUGUGAUGUUCUACGGAUUAGUAGCUUGGGUGUGGAGCAAGCUGAGGACAAAAUUCAUGUUGAGUGGGCCACAGGUGCAAACUUGCUCUAGUCAAACAUGAACAUGGAAGGUAAGAAAGUGUUGCACAUUGGAAAGCUUGGCGUACCCACGUGGACCAUCCACCGUUCUUUCGGAGACCAGACGAUUCGAUCGGACACGGUCUCCUGCGCCUUUGGACUCUAGCCCAUGUCCGGAUCUCCAGUAGUCAUCGAGCUGAGGACGAAGACGGCGCCAGAAUCGUUCAAGAAUGUCCGAAGUCUCACAAAUUGAUUCCCGUCGAGCAGUUUUCGAUACGCCAUGGAGCUCCUCAUGAGCAGCAGCGGCGGCAGAUUGGACUCUCACUCCAUUGGUCUUGAAUACCGAGUACGUGGAGAAUUUGGAAGUGAAGCUGCCCGCUUUAUGGCAUAGAGGAAUUUAAGCAGAGUCUCUCGGGGAAAUGUUUGUCAGGGUCGUUCUCAGUUCCAGCCCUGCCCUGCUCUCGUUUGCGUGAUAAGUGCAACAAGAUACGCGGAUAGUUCUGACAAAUCGGUCAAUUGCUGGCGUUUCAAACUCCUGCGAGUGACUCUGAAUCGUUAGCAUUAACAUGAGUUAUGCGUAUCGCAAUCUGCAAAAUUUGGUAUGGCUAAUCUUGGUAGCAGCAGUGCGAGCUCUUGAAACGAGGUCAGGUACGUUUUUGGAAACGGAUUUGGAGCGAAACAGAAUUUGGAGGCAGCCUUCGGACACAGGAACCGACGGAAAAAUUACAGAGAGUUUUGGAGUCAAGGUUGAUUUGAAUCAUCCAGACGCCUUUCAAUCAGGUUCAGGAUCCGUCGAAAAAGUAGAAUUCACAACUCUCGACAGAAUUCGAAGAGAUAUCGAUGAUUCAGCUGCACGUGGAGAAUUUAUCAGGAAAUCGCUGAGCAAUAAGAAGUCGCCUGGAGAAGCAGCUAGAAUUCGGCCGGGAAGAAGAGUUUUACAGGAUAGCAAGCAUAUUUGGAGGAAGGAUGAGACAGGUAGUGGUCGCCAUCUUCAGUCCGCAAGAUAUGAAUCUCAAAUUUCGAUUACUGGUGGAGGUUACUCGAUGCAAAUCUCCAUAGGUACUCCGGCUCGGACAUUCACUGCCUUUGCUGACACGGGCAGUGAUCUGCCAUGGUUACAAUGCAAACCCUGCAAGAGCUGUUUCCUACAGCCCGAACCAAUCUUCCAUCCAGCUACAUCCGUUUCUUACAGAUCGGUUCAAUGCAAUUCCACCUUCUGCAGUCAGCUGUACGAAGGGAAGAAUUUCGCCGGCUGCAUUCCAGACUGCAAAUACCAUUACGACUAUCUCGAUCACACUCACAGCCGAGGAGAUCUGGCACUGGAAACGCUCACUCUCUCUGGCGGCGGCGGAGGUCCGAUUCUCCGACUCCCUGAAUUUGCUUUCGGAUGUGGCCACGAUAACAGUGGUUCUCUGAAUCAAACUGGUGCCGUCGGGAUCAUCGGUCUAGGGAGGGGAAAGCUCUCCCUCCCAUCCCAGCUCAAGCCUUACAUUGGAUCCAAAUUCUCCACUUGCUUUGUAAAUAGAUUCGUAGCAGGCAAGAGGACGAGCCCACUGUUUUUCGGGGAUAUGGCGGGCCCUUCUGGGCCUGAUGUGCAGUACACACCGAUGCUGCCCUCGAGCUCUUCCUUCUACUACUUGCAUCUGGAGGGCAUCAGUGUAGCCGAUACUUACACGAGUGUUAAUAAAGCUGGACACUUGAGUUUGUUCGAAGUUACAGAUGUGGCAUCCUCUGUUGAAUCACUUUCAUCGGACUAUGUUAGGACGAUCUUGGACUCAGGGAGCACCUUGACAACUCUGGUUCCUGGAGUCUACAAUUCUGUGAUUCAGGCGUUUCAUAAUCAUUCUCCCGACUAUCCGCAGGUGGACAUGAGCCAGCACGGAUUGGAUUUGUGCUUCGAUGUCACUGAUGUCGAGCACCCGAAGAUGCCCGAUCUCAUUUUUCAUCUCACCGGUGCAACGUGGAGUCUGCCUCAAGAGAACACGGUUCUGAUUGUCAGAGACGACGAUGGUCGUGGAGUGCUCAUGUGCGUGGCUCUUUCCCAGUCCAAGAUCGAGGCCAAUGUAAUCGGCAACAUCCAUCAACAAGACUUUCACAUUGUCUAUGAUGAAGACCAAUCCAGUAUCGGAUUUGCCAGAGUCAAAUGCCACACGCUGUGAGAAAACACUCUAGAAUUAGAUGUCGUUGUAUGAAAUAGGUACUCGUUCAUGAAUCAAGCCCAAGUGUACAUAGCAGUAGAGACGAGAAGUUCAUGGACGGAAACCUUCAUUCAAUUUUUGUCCUUACCAAUCAGCGGGAUUGUGGAAGUUGUGAAGAGUAGAGAAACCUCAUAACCAUUUGUUAAGUAGAGCGGGAAAAGUUCGACCAUGAAUCCCGUCAUAUACGAAAACUUCGAAUUUCAUCGUAGUUUUUACGAUACUCGCGAGAUUCUUGUAAACGAAGAGCUCAGAUUAGAGCGCCAAUAGCACUCUGCCAAUUUUUUUCAAUCAAUUAUCAAGGCCCGG